Nymphaea colorata (pocket water lily) is the source of this 1003-nucleotide messenger RNA. RefSeq lists its product as uncharacterized. The record is from RefSeq and is a predicted model, not a curated record. The coding region runs from base 41 to 580 and encodes 179 amino acids. Lineage: Eukaryota; Viridiplantae; Streptophyta; Magnoliopsida; Nymphaeales; Nymphaeaceae. The transcript is spliced from 2 exons.
UCCUGCAUGUAAGUGUGAGCAACAGAAGGCAUACAGAGAUAUGCUUAUGGUCGGAGUAUUUCUGUCUGGAUUAGACUCUGUUUAUGAAUCAGCAAAGAAUCAGAUGCUCACUAGUCCCUCGAUUCCUCCUAUUGAUGAAGCUUAUAGUAGGCUAAGCAGAAUUCCAAUCCCUUCAUCGACUGUUCUUGAUACCACUUCUGCUAUGCUUGCUACUCGUGGCAGAGGUGGGUCCCUCUUUGCCAGAGGACGAGGAUACCGUGGCCGUGGCAAUACCCCUUCGCGCCCAGUAUGUCAGUUUUGUCAUCGCAUUGGUCACACUGUGGAUAAGUGUUGGCAGAAACAUGGUCGUCCAGCUGUUGCCAAUCAGACUGUUUUUACUGAUUCUCCAGAGCAGCCUAAGACUCAACAUCCUGUUUCCUCCAGUGAGUUACGUGCAGAUGAUAUUAUCUCUCAGUUGAGACACUUGAUUGGAGAUAGACCUCAACAAGCUCCUGAUCCGACCACCUCUACUAUCACUACUGCUGCCAGUGCAUCUUCAUCUGGAUAUACUGACGGGCAGGGUGAUUGGCAGUGGCCGUGAACAGGGAGGUCUUUACAGGCUAGUGCAUCCCUUUCCCUUUGCUGGAUCUACCUCUGCAGGGUCGUCCUCAUCCUCGGCUUAUACUUGGCAUUUACGUUUUGGACAUCUACCGUUUCAGAAACUGCUGCAUGUUCUUCCUCAGCUGUCUCCCAAGUCUUCUUUUCAAUGCGAGUCUUGUCAGUUGGGCAAACACCAUAGGUCAUCCUUUCCUCCGCGGCCCAGUCGAAGUAGCCAUUCUGUGUUUGAGUUACUUCAUUUUGAUGUUUGGGGUCCGAGUCGUACACCUGCUCUUCAAGGUCAUCGAUAUUAUCUUGUUGCUGUCGAUGACUAUAGUCGUGUUAGUUGGGUUUUUCUUAUGAAGCAUAAAUCUGAAGUGGGUCAUGUAAUCAAAAAUUUUAUCAAUGAAAUUCUGACUCAGUUUGA